CCAAGGCCCGCCUCGUUUUCGCCAGCAGACGCUCCCCAGCUUUCUGCCGCCAGAAUCCGGCGACGAUCUUCACUCUUUUAGAUUCCGGUUAAAAAAGAGAAGUGAAAAUGAAUAAGGACAAGAUAUUUAAGUUGGCAAAGGGAUUUCCUGACGGGAGGGAGAAUUGCAUAAGAAUAAGCAGGGAAAGAGCUGGGAAAGAGCUUCAUCUAUCUAACAGGGAAUGCGCCGAUACAAGAAAGAGGGACAUGAGAUCUCUGUGGAUCGAGAGAAUCAAUGCCGGUACCCGUCUCCAUGGGGUGAACUAUGGUAACUUCAUGCAUGGAUUGAUGAAGGAGAACAUCCAGCUGAACAGGAAAGUACUCUCAGAGCUGUCAAUGCACGAGCCCUACAGCUUCAAAGCACUUGUAGACGUCUCUCGCAAUACUUUCCCUGGAAACAAGCCUGCUCCCAAAAAAGAAGGCGUUUCGAUUGAAGCUUGAGGUCCUACUCGCUAGACUCGCCAUAAGUUCAUCAGUUAUAGAUGUUUUAGUGUGUUACAUUUUGAUAUCGAUGUUGUUUCGUAAUACAAACUAGAUGUUUUUGGGAGCUGCACCCAAAACCAGUGGUUGAUUCUGUUGGUGAUCUGAAGUGAUCGUCUCAUAAUUCAUGCGGACAGCCUGUACUAGCUUUCCUCAGUGACUGUAUUCCCUCAGUGUUUUGAUCCUCCCUAGUGCUGAAUCUUUGGGCACCGACUCUACUUUAACUUGGCCCAUUUCGCAAUAACGCAGACAAUUUCUCUUUAGCACA
Molecule: messenger RNA, 786 nt
Organism: Asparagus officinalis (garden asparagus)
Lineage: Eukaryota; Viridiplantae; Streptophyta; Magnoliopsida; Asparagales; Asparagaceae
Product: 50S ribosomal protein L20
Biological process (GO): ribosomal large subunit assembly; translation
Cellular component (GO): ribosome
Molecular function (GO): structural constituent of ribosome; rRNA binding
Source: RefSeq, a predicted model, not a curated record